AUGCACGAUAUUGUCAAAGCAGCACGUAAUGUCGCCAUCAAAACGAAUCUGACAGCCUUCUACAUUUUCGCCGAUAAGAUCGAAUUCGCUAAAGCAAUGGCUGCCAUACUGAGGAUAAACGAAAAAUGGCAACCUAAUGAACGUCCUCUGCCGUGUGAUCCGGUGUUGAUUCCGUCACUGCCGCCGAGCCAUAGCAAGAAGCGGAAAAGGGACGAAUCGUUGCAGAUAUGA
Ostertagia ostertagi is the source of this 231-nucleotide messenger RNA. NCBI's taxonomy places the organism in Eukaryota, Metazoa, Nematoda, Chromadorea, Rhabditida, Trichostrongylidae. The record is from the annotation of a GenBank genome assembly.